Messenger RNA from Labeo rohita (rohu), 3565 nucleotides. RefSeq lists its product as uncharacterized. The transcript has a single exon. The record is from RefSeq and is a predicted model, not a curated record. Lineage: Eukaryota; Metazoa; Chordata; Actinopteri; Cypriniformes; Cyprinidae. Bases 194 to 3565 code for a protein of 1123 amino acids.
ACAGCAAAGACAAGUUCAUCUUCCUAGUAAAGACAUCCAAGUGUUUACUGGUGAUCCGUUAACCUACAAAUCUUUCAUCAGGUCCUUUGAGCAUACCAUUGAACAUAAAACAGACAAUGAAAAGGACAAGCUAUAUUAUCUAGAGCAAUACACUGCAGGAGAACCCCAAGAGCUCGUCAGGAGCUGUGAAUAUAUGCCGUCAAGCAGAGGUUUCAAAGAAGCAAAACGACUUCUCCAGAGGCAUUAUGGAGAUGAGCUGAUCAUAGCAAGGGCGUAUAUCGAUAAAGCUUUAAAGUGGCCUCAGAUCAAGUCUGAUGAUGGUAAAGCCUUGAGUGCAUAUGCUCUGUUCCUGAUUGGUUGUCGUAAUACAUUGGAGGAUGGAGAGUCUAUGGAGGAAAUGGACAAUCCUACCAACAUGAGAGUUGUAAUUUCAAAGUUACCAUACAAAAUGAAAGAAAAGUGGCGAUCAGAAGCAUACGACAUCAAAGAGCGACAAGGAGUAAGAGCCAGAUUUACUCAUUUAGUUGACUUCAUUGAUCGUCAAGCAAAAAUGGCAAUGGAUCCACUCUUUGGAGACAUACUGGACAAUCGCAAUGUUGUAGCAGUGAAGGCAAAUCAGAAAGAGAAGUACCCUAAAAAAGGAAUAAGUAAGAGCAGCUUUGCAACCAACAUUUGCAUGGAAGAAAGAAGACCACCGGAGGUGUCAAGAAAACAGGUCAGUCCAUCCAAGAUAGUGAAUGCCUUUGAGAAACCAUGUAUGUUUUGCUCAAAAAGUCAUGCUCUCGAGUCAUGCAGUGAGAUCAAAGAGCAGCCGCAUAAGGUACGUGUGGAGUUCUUGAAGUCUAGGGGCUUGUGCUUUGGAUGUUUAACUCAAGGCCAUCUUAGCAAGAUGUGUAAAAAGAGAAUGGAAUGUAAGGAAUGUUUCCAGAAACACCCAGACAUUCUACACAUUAAGGAGGACCCCAAAAGUACAAAAGAUGUAGAAUCAUUAGACAAAAAGAUCUCAUGUGCCCAGGUCUCCCUUAACCACCAAUCAAACAACUUCUCAGAGUGUGCAGGAGAUAACUGUGUGUUGUCAAUAGUGCCAGUGAAAGUUAAGUCAAGUAAAGGUGACCGAUAUGUGGAAACGUAUGCUUUCCUGGAUGCAGGAAGUACAGCUACCUUUUGUACUGAAGAGCUGCGAAAGAAACUAAACCUGAAAGGGAAGCCAACUCAGAUUCUACUAAGCACUAUGUGUCAAGAUAAGCCAGGAGAGCAGAAGCUGGUUAACAGUUUUAUCCUCACAGACCUGGAGGUGUGUGCACUGGAAGACACAAAGUACUUCGAGCUUCCUAAGGUCUUUACACACAGCAACAUUCCUGUUCAAAACGACAACAUUCCUAAACAAGAAGAUAUCAGCAAGUGGCCAUACUUGAGUGAAGUAAGCAUACCUAGCAUUAAUGCAAAUGUGGAUCUUCUUAUUGGAGCCAACAAUUCGAAGGCAAUGGAGCCGUGGUACAUCAUAAAUAGCCAACAAGAUGGACCAUAUGCCGUGAAAACUGCACUUGGUUGGGUGGUGAAUGGAACCAUUAAGAAAGAAAACAACACUCCAGAAAGGUCUAAACUGCCGCACCAUACAGUUAAUCGUCUCUCGAUGGUGGAAAUAGAACAACUGUUGAUUCAGCAGUAUAACUCAGACUUUCCUGAACACCAUUAUGAAGAAAAGGAAGAAAUGUCACUGGAGGACAAACAGUUCUUGCGGACAGUGCAGGAAAAUACGAAGUUUGAGAAUGGGCAUUACUGUGUGAAAUUGCCAUUGAGAAAUGAAUCAGUCAAGAUGCCAAGCAAUCGAUGUGUUGCAGAACUGCGUGCAACGAACCUGAAAAGAAAGCUACAAAAGAACACAAGUUUGCUGGAAGACUACAGUAACUUCAUGAAGAGCAUUAUAGAGAAGGGAUACGCAGUCAAAGUUCCCACAGAACAGCUUGAUCGCAGCGACAACAGAGUAUGGUACAUACCACACCAUGGGGUGUACCACCCCAAGAAAAAGAAAAUUCGAGUGGUCUUUGACUGUACUGCUUCCUUUAGAGGCAUGUCUCUGAACGGCCAAUUGCUACAAGGUCCGAACCUCACAAAUACCCUCAUUGGUGUGCUCACCAGGUUUAGAGAAGAACCGAUAGCCAUGAUGGCAGAUGUGGAGUCGAUGUUCUAUCAAGUGAGGGUUCCUGAAGAGGAUGCAGAUCUGCUUCGCUUUCUUUGGUGGCCAAAUGGCAAUUUGAAUGCACCUAUAGAGGAGUAUAGAAUGAUGGUUCAUUUGUUCGGGGCCACAUCGUCACCUAGCUGCGCCUCAUACGCACUAAGAAAGACAGCAGAAGACAGAAAAGAUGUAGCACCUCAAAAGGCUGUUGAAACAGUUCUGUACAAUUUUUACGUCGACGACUGUUUGAGAUCAGUGAGCACAGAGCAAGAAGCAGUUGACCUAGUGAAGGAUAUCCGGGUCCUGUGUUCUGAAGGAGGUUUCUGCUUAACGAAGUGGGUAAGCAAUAGUAGAAAGGUAUUAUUGUCUAUCCCAGAAGAUCAGAGGGCCAGUGGAAUAAAGGACCUUGACUUGGAUCAGGAUUCUCUGCCCAUCGAGAGAGCACUUGGCAUGCAGUGGUGUACAGAAAAUGACACCUUUACUUACAACAUCCAGGUACAGGAGAAGCCAUUGAGCAGAAGAGGUAUUCUCUCGGUCGUCAAUUCAAUUUAUGACCCUCUUGGCUUUCUGGUGCCACUCAUCCUACCAGUCAAACUCCUUUUAAGAGAUAUGUGUAAGCAAGGAUAUGGAUGGGAUGAGGAGAUUGAUGGCAAGCGUGCUGAGCAGUGGAUCAGAUGGCUAGAAGAUUUAAAUCACCUCUCAGACUUCAGAAUCCAAAGGUGUGUAAAACCAGAGAAGUUCGGAAACACAACAGAAGCACAGCUGCAUCAUUUCUCUGAUGCCAGCGAAAACGCUUACGGCACAGCAACUUAUCUGGUACUUACAAAUGAACAAAAUCAGAAACACUGUUCUUUGUUGAUGGGAAAGUCGAGAGUUAGCCCACUCAAACAAAUCACAAUUCCCAGACUUGAGUUGACAGCAGCAACAGUGGCCGUCAAAAUGGACAAAAUACUAAGGCAAGAACUUCAAAUCUCACUACAGCAGUCGGUUUUCUGGACAGACAGCACUACAGUGCUCAACUACAUUGGAAACGAAAGUGCUCGCUUCAAAACCUUUGUAGCAAACAGGAUCUCACUAAUACGGGAUGCUACUACUCCAUUACAAUGGAGGUUUGUAAAGUCAUCACAGAAUCCUGCAGAUCAAGCUACUAGAGGUCUUAAAGCAAAAGACUUUGUGCAUGCAGAGACAUGGAUUAAAGGGCCGAACUUCUUGUUGAAACCAGAAGAAGAAUGGCCACAAAGACCAGAUCAAAUGAGACAAGUUCCAGAACAAGACCCUGAAAUCAAAAAGGAAAUCAAAGUCAAUGUUCUCAACAUCAGUGAAAGCAACGAUGCUAUGACCAAGUUAACUGAUUACUACUCAAGCUGGUUUCAGUUGAAAAAGCAAUAG